UCUCGUGACUUGCAAAUAAGCUGCGUUUUGUUGUAAACACGACAUGAACAACUCAACCAACGGCACUGGACUGAUUUCAGAAGGUGACAAAGAUGAAACCGUAUGUUCCUGGAUUAUUUCCAGAGUACAGGGUAACACAGAAACAAUUUUCACUUGGCAUUUUUUCAUUGCCGUCUUGAACAUCGUGCUUGCAAUUACUGCUUCUUGUGGAAAUAUUCUGGUACUACUUGCCUUGAGUAAGGAAUAUACAUUGUCAGCGCCUUCAAGAGUCCUAUUCCGUUCUUUGGCUACCAGUGACCUCUGUGUGGGCAUCAUCUCGCAACCCCUUUACGCUAUCAGUAUACUGCUCAUUGGAAACGGCCACUUGAAAUUGUGCCGCCUCAUGAGAUAUCUAACAUUUGUCUCAAGCACAACUUUGUGUGGUGUUUCAUUGUUGACACUAACUGCCAUAAGCCUCGACAGACUACUGGUCUUGACACUGAAAUCUAGUUAUUACCGUAUUGUAACCCGUUCUUUGGUGAUAAGAGUUGUGGUCUUAUUUUGGACUUGCAGCCUCGUUACUGGCAUAGCUUACUUGCUAAGCAGAAGAAUCUUUUUCAUAGUAACAUGUCUGGUGAUACUGCUAAGCAUCGUAAUUUCUGCCUACAGUUACUCUAACAUCUUCUUUCUUCUUCGAAGACGGCAGCGAGUUACAAUUCGCGAUAGCCACACCCGGCUAAACGGUUUUCAAUUGAGGAGAGCGCUAAGAUUCAAGUCAACAGUAUACAGUGCAUUGUGGGUUCAUCUCACGUUGGUUAUAUGCUAUCUUCCAUUUUCUGUACUGGGGGCCGUCGCUUUUCGGAUUGGAACACCUCUACCCAUAUUUAUCGCUGGAACAUGUACGGCCACGUUAAUUUACUUGAACUCAACGAUUAAUCCCUUUCUAUACUGCUGGAAAAUUAAGGAAGUGAGGCAAGCUGUGAAGCAGAUAUUAAGAAAGUGCCUCUAACGAUGGAAAAAAUAUCGAAAAACGAUAGCCUCCAUCUAGCGCGAAAAUAUGCCCUUGUUAUGUAACUGUUUCGUGCUAUUUCAGGCACAGGUCAUUAUUUACCGCCAGGG
Messenger RNA from Pocillopora verrucosa, 1098 nucleotides. RefSeq names its product adenosine receptor A3-like. The record is from RefSeq and is a predicted model, not a curated record. Gene Ontology annotation, biological process: G protein-coupled receptor signaling pathway. Gene Ontology annotation, cellular component: plasma membrane. Gene Ontology annotation, molecular function: G protein-coupled receptor activity. Lineage: Eukaryota; Metazoa; Cnidaria; Anthozoa; Scleractinia; Pocilloporidae.